Messenger RNA from Topomyia yanbarensis, 1699 nucleotides. RefSeq names its product probable ATP-dependent RNA helicase Dbp45A (gene Dbp45A). The record is from RefSeq and is a predicted model, not a curated record. NCBI's taxonomy places the organism in Eukaryota, Metazoa, Arthropoda, Insecta, Diptera, Culicidae. Gene Ontology annotation, molecular function: nucleic acid binding; RNA helicase activity; ATP binding. The transcript has 4 exons. Bases 116 to 1699 code for a protein of 527 amino acids.
GUAUUCCUUAAUUGAUAUCUUCGAUAAAUUUGGCUUCAGCUCUCGGCAAUUAGAUGAAAACAAACGCACGUUUUAUUGUUGUUCAAGUGUAUCUGUUUAAAAAUAAUGAUUUAGCAUGACGCAAACUACAGAUAAAAAGUUCACGGAGCUUGGUCUAAAACCAUGGAUCACCAAGCAGAUGGAAAAACUUGGACUUCGCCGUCCGACGCCAAUCCAGGUGGCAUGUAUCCCAGAAAUUUUGGAUGGGCACGAUUGCAUUGGGGCGGCUAAAACUGGUUCUGGUAAAACAUUUGCCUUUGCGCUGCCAAUUUUGCAGAAACUCAGUGAAGAACCGACGACCAAUUUUGCUCUCAUUUUAACGCCGACUCAUGAAUUGGCUCACCAGAUAGCGGAGCAGUUUUCGGUGGCAGGCCAACCAAUGGGCGUCAAGGUUUGUGUGAUUACCGGUGGCACAGAUCAGCUGCUCGAAGCGCAGCGGCUACAAAAUCGACCGCAUAUCGUGGUAGCAAUGCCGGGGAGGUUAGCUGCUCAUUUGUCUGGAUGCAAUACUUACUCGUUUCGGGCGCUACAGUUUUUGGUUGUGGACGAAGCCGACCGGGUACUGAGCGGAAACUUCGAUGAGGAUUUAGAGGUUAUAAGCAGAUUUUUGCCGAAAAAGCGACAGAAUCUGUUUUUCUCUGCAACUCUGAAAGAGCUGAGACGAGAAAACAGCGUGUUCCCGAUUGAGAAGAAUGCAUUCGAGUGGUCUGAAGGAAGCAGUGUGGCUACAGUCGAAACUUUGGAUCAACGAUAUAUUCUCUGUGCGGACUAUGAUCGAGAUAUGGUGUUGAUCGAAACUUUACGGAAGUUUAAAGAGGAACAUGAAACAGCUAGCGUUAUCAUCUUCACGAACUCCAAAAAGGACUGCCAGGUUCUGUCGAUGACGUUGAAUUCUAUUGGAUUUGGUAAUGUGUGCUUACAUGGCUUUUUAAGACAGAAAGAACGAGUAGCUGCACUCAGCAAAUUCAAAUCAAAACACGUUCGAAUCUUAAUAGCAACAGACGUUGCAAGUCGUGGAUUGGAUAUUCCAAACGUCCAGUUGGUUCUAAAUCACCGACUACCAAAGGUUCCUAAUGAGUACAUUCAUCGAGUAGGUCGCACCGCUCGUGCCGGCCGGAAUGGUUUAGCCAUUUCGAUUUUUCGAUUUCCCCGUGAUUUGGAGUUUCUCGGGGAAAUUGAGGCUCUAAUUAAUACCAAACUCACGGAGCACCCUGUUGAUCAGCGUCUGGUAGAGCGCAUUUUCAUGCAAGUUAGCGUAGCUCGCCGGGAAGCAGAGAUGAACUUGGAUAAUAAAGAUUUCGACGAACGGCAGCAUAAUUACAGGCGGAAGAAGUGGAUCGAACAGGGACUAGAUCCGGACGAGAUGGAAGUGAAGUGGAAGCAAGAGAAAGAAGCGCGAGCUGCAGAAAGGAAAAAUCGCUUGAAGAAUGAAAACGACGAACGGAAGCGAAGAGCACAGCAGGAUCUAGCGAUGAAGGAUGAGCGAUUUUUGAAAGCGGUUGAAAAUAAGAAAUUUAAAAAACGAAAAUUCGUCGAGGCAGAACAAUUAGAAAAACUCGUUGAAAAGAAAAAGACGCAAAAUAAUAAUUGUAAAGCUAGCAAACUGCCUAAAAACGGAAAGCUUAAAAAGAAAAGUAAGAAAAAAAUUGUUACUAAAUAA